Messenger RNA from Humulus lupulus (European hop), 711 nucleotides. Its product is annotated as putative 1-phosphatidylinositol-3-phosphate 5-kinase FAB1D. Bases 1 to 711 code for a protein of 236 amino acids. Gene Ontology annotation, molecular function: 1-phosphatidylinositol-3-phosphate 5-kinase activity. The transcript is spliced from 5 exons. Gene Ontology annotation, cellular component: endosome membrane. Lineage: Eukaryota; Viridiplantae; Streptophyta; Magnoliopsida; Rosales; Cannabaceae. The record is from RefSeq and is a predicted model, not a curated record. Gene Ontology annotation, biological process: phosphatidylinositol phosphate biosynthetic process.
AUGUCUAAGAGAAAUGCCUUAAGAGGAACUAAUUUUGAUGUUCCACUUGGACAAUUCCUGCUUGAUAAUUUACUUACUCAGAGAACUCAGUGCAAUGUUUGUGGUGAACUGCCUCAAGCUCACAUAUACUACUAUGCACAUCAUAAGAAGCAGUUGACCAUAAAGGUCCUCCAGCUUCGUUCUGAAAAGAGUUUAAGUGGUGAAACUGAAAGAAAAUUUUGGCUGUGGAGUCAAUGUGGCAAGUGCAAACAUGGAGAUGGAGUAAAAAAUUCUACGAAAAGAGUUUUGAUCUCUACUGCUGCUAGUAAAUUGUCACUUGGAAAGUUUUUGGAGCUUGGUUUCUCACAUCACUCCUCAUCCCAUAAAUUAUCUAGCUGUGGCCAUUCAUUGCAUAGGGACUUCCUCUACUUCUUUGGGUUAGGUCCCAUGGUUGCACUGUUAAGGUAUUCCCUAGUUGCCACUUAUACUGUGGCUAUGCCACCUCAAAAGUUGCAGCUCAGCCAUUCACUUAAGCAUGAUGUUCUUAGGGAUGAAAUCGAGAAUGUGUAUACAAAAUGGAUACUACUGUUUACAGAGGUUUCAAACUUAUUAAAGGAAGUUAAAUCCCAAUUUGAAGGCUUGUCUUUGGAUCUUCAAGGUUCUAUAAAAGAAUUUUUGGAUAUUGAGGAUAUGUUAAAGCAGGAAAGAUCAGAAUUUGAGGUCAGCACUUAG